AUGGGGGAGCCGCCGCGGCGGCCGCGGUCGCUGUUCCUGGCCGGGCUGGCCGCCGCCUACCUCGCCGCCUUCGCCUCGCUCUACGUCCAGAUCCCCGGGCUGUACGGGAGAGAUGGCAUCCUGCCAGCGCGCAAAGUGCUGCGCCUCAGCGGGAAGGGGCUGUGGGAGCAACUACGGGAUUUUCCCACCCUAUUGUGGCUCAGUCCCCACCUGGGUUUGGAUACGGAGCUGGGAAUGGAGCUGCUCUGCCUCCUCGGCGUGCUCGCCUCCUUCGGCGCCUUGCUGUUCGAGCCCCUGCGGGACAGCCUGCUCUUCGCCCUGCUCAGGGUGCUCUAUCUCUCACUCUACCAGGUGGGGCAGGUCUUCCUCUACUUCCAGUGGGACAGUCUCCUGCUGGAAGCGGGAUUCCUGGCGGUGUUGGUGGCCCCCCUGCACCUGCUGAAGUGGCGAUCCACGGCCUGGCGCGCCCACGACGGCGUCACCUUCUGGCUGGUGCGCUGGCUCCUCUUCCGGCUGAUGUUCGCCUCCGGUGUGGUGAAGCUGACCAGCCGCUGCCCCACCUGGUGGGGGCUCACAGCUCUCACCUAUCACUACGAGACCCAGUGCAUCCCCACGCCGGGCGCCUGGUUCGCCCACCAGCUGCCUGUCUGGUUCCAGAAAUUCAGUGUGGUGGCCACCUACGUCAUUGAGAUCGCCAUCCCGCUCCUCUUCUUUGCACCCAUCCGCCGCCUCCGGCUCUUCGCCUUCUACAGCCAGGUCCUGCUGCAGGUACUCAUCAUCCUCACGGGUAACUACAACUUCUUCAACAUGCUCACCAUCGUCCUGGCCUUCUCCCUGCUGGACGAGGAGCACGUGGGGCGCUGGCUGGGGCGCAGCAAGAGGAAGCACACCAGCGCCUGGCCCCCCAGCCUGCGGGCCGUCCUCUCCACCUUGCUGGAGCUGAGCGCCUACGGCUUCCUGCUGUACUGGAGCGUCCAGUCCUUCGGCCUGGAGAUCAACUGGGAGAAGAGGCUCCUGGACUCCAAAGUGGCCUUCACCUAUCAUGAGUUCACGACGUGGCUGCGGGCGGUGACCCUGCCGCUGGUGGGGCUGGGCUUCCUCUCGCUCUCCUGGGAGAUCCUCUCUGCCAUGUACAGGUGUGCCUGUGUCCGCGGCUGCUUUUGGAAGCUCUGGGCUACGCUGCAGUGGGCUGUCUUCGCCACAGCAACCAUGGGGAUGUUUGCCAUCAGCUUGGUGCCCUUCACCUACAUUGACUACGAGUCCAACGGCAAGUUGUGGCCCGGCAUCCACCAGAUGUUCAACGCGGUCGAACGCUUCCAGGUGGUGAACUCCUACGGGCUCUUCCGCAGGAUGACGGGCGUCGGGGGGCGGCCCGAGGUGGUCCUGGAAGGCAGCUACGACAAGCAGAUCUGGACGGAGAUCGAGUUCAUGUACAAGCCCGGGAACGUCAGCGCGGCCCCCCCCGUGGUCGCCCCACACCAGCCGCGCCUCGACUGGCAGAUGUGGUUCGCAGCCCUGGCCCACCACAGCAGCAGCCCCUGGUUCACCAGCUUCGUCUACCGCCUGCUGCAGGGCAAGGAGGACGUGAUCCGCCUGGUGCAGGUCGAUGAGUCCCGGUACCCCUUCAGCACCCAGCCCCCUGUCUAUAUCCGCGCCCAGCUCUACAAGUACUGGUUCACCGGCAGCGCCGAGGGCAGCCAGGGCCCUGCGCCGUGGUGGCGGCGGCAGCACGUGCAGGAGUUCUUCCCCACCGUCUCCCUGGGCGACCCCACGCUGGAGAGCCUGCUCAACCAGCACGGGCUGAAGGACAAGACGCUGCCGAAGCGCUCGGCGGACGCCCUCCUGCCCCGGCUGCUGCGGUCCCUCCGCCAGCUCAGCCGCCCCUUCUCCGGCCCCACCGUCCUCUGGUCCCUGUACCUGGUGGCGGCCACCAUCUGCCUCCUGCGGGCCCUGCGCCGCCGGCCCCGGGGGGGUGCACCCCCCGCCCGCCACAAAGGCCCCAGGCGGGGGGAGCCUGCGGACCGAGGGGGCGGCGAGAAGAACGGGCAGGUGCGGAGGAAGGAGGCCAAAGAAACGGAGGAGAAAGGUGAGGGCCGGGCCCGGGGGGCGGCCGACGGCCACGGCGAUGGCCUCCGCAGCACCAGGAAGAAGAAGUAG
Gavia stellata (red-throated loon) is the source of this 2157-nucleotide messenger RNA. It is a transcript of the gene LMF2, whose product is annotated as lipase maturation factor 2. The transcript is spliced from 14 exons. Gene Ontology annotation, cellular component: endoplasmic reticulum membrane. Bases 1 to 2157 code for a protein of 718 amino acids. Gene Ontology annotation, biological process: protein maturation. Lineage: Eukaryota; Metazoa; Chordata; Aves; Gaviiformes; Gaviidae. The record is from RefSeq and is a predicted model, not a curated record.